Staurois parvus is the source of this 246-nucleotide messenger RNA. The record is from the annotation of a GenBank genome assembly. Lineage: Eukaryota; Metazoa; Chordata; Amphibia; Anura; Ranidae.
CCAGCAGUGCCACCUGUCAGUGCCCAUCAAUGCCAGCCGCCAGUGCUCAUCAGUGCCACCUAUAAGUGCCAGUCAGUGCCACCUAUCAGUGCCAGUGAGUGCCACCUAUCAGUGCUGCCCAAUCAAUGCCACCUAAUCAGUGCCACCUAUCAGUGCCACCUAUCAGUGCACAUCAGUGCCCCCUACCAGUGCCCGUCAGUGCCGCCUAUCAUAUCCAGCCAGUGCCGCCUAUCAGUGCCUAUCAGU